Molecule: messenger RNA, 507 nt
Organism: Amoebophrya sp. A25
Lineage: Eukaryota; Dinophyceae; Syndiniales; Amoebophryaceae
Source: the annotation of a GenBank genome assembly
GUCGCUCGAAAAAUUAAGCCUCUCCCUUCAUGAUACUGUUUAGAGUAAGUAAAAAUUGAUUGAUUGAGAGUUGGUCCUGGGUAUGUUUUAGUUCCUCCGUUAUCCAGCAGCGCCGCUCGUUAGACGGCCGCACGCAGUUGAUUGCUCACCUUCAGCUUCACAGAGUUUCCGUCAUCUCUCUCAGUUUCAUCCUUGGACAACUCUGAGACCACUGUGAACGUACUACUCGUCGUAAAAGAACAAUUACUGCGAGCUCUAAAACAAAGUACCAAAAUUCUUACAAGAAAAAGACCCAGAUGCAGGGCUGGACGAGAUGCAGCGGUUGCUAAAUCAAGCAACGCGCAGAAACAAGCUGCUUUUACGUCGACGCGAGAAAAAAUGGACGCAACUGCGGAAAUUCCUCUAUGCUAGCGGUCUUAAAGGAUUGGCUCUGCGAAUGUCCAAGGCGCCACCGGAAUUGGAGGGCGAACGGGUUGCGAGAUUUGAACGGGAGAAAGUGGAAUUAGG